UCAUUUUCAGAAAGACUUUUUGAUAUAAGUCAAUUUACAAUUGAAAACCCGAAGAAGAGUUCAAUAUUGUUUAUAUUUUCUUAAUUAUACAUCCAAAUAUUUAAUAUAUGCUACUGCCUAGUAGAUGUAUCUGAAAAUAUAUUUUUUGCUCUUGAUAAUAGUCUCGUUACAGAUAUUGACGGCGCGAGGCUACAUACGUCAGCAGUCACAUCGCAAGAAUGCCAAACGAAUGAUUCCUAACCUCUACACCGACUUCUCGCUUGCUAACGAAGUGAGCGAAAGUGGUGGAAACAGUGGAAGUGGUGGAAGUGACAAUGGUGAGAAAUGCAAGAAUGACGGUAUGGGUGGCGGUAACGCCAAGCAGAAGGCGACCAAUAUCGCCCAGAAGGCGGCAAAAGAGGCCAAGGCCGCUUCAGAUGCACAGGCGGCUGCCGGUGAAGCAGCCUCCAUGCAAGUCAAGGCACAACUGGCCGAGAAAGCAGUUGCUGCCGCAAAGGCAGCUGAGGCUGCGCUCGCUGGCAAACAACAAAUCGUACAACAACUGCAGAAUGAAGUGCGCGAGGCCGAGGCGGUGGUGCAAGAGCAAAGCACUUCGUUGCAAGACGCACAACAAAAUGUGAAUGCCGCCAUGCAAGCGGCGCAAAAUGCCGCACAGCAGCUGAAGACACUUACGAAGGCGGUGGUUAUGGCUCAGACGAAUGUCGGCAAUGCAGAGACGGCUGCGCAAGGCGCACAACAGGAGCAAGCUGAAAAGACUCAACUGCUGGAGGCCGCAAAGGCGCGUGUCGAACAGUUGUUGGGCCAGCUGAGUGGGGCGCGUAAUGAUUAUGCCAAGACCAAGGAAGCUGCCAUGAAAGCGGCUGCCGCAGCUCACGAAGCCAAACAAAAUGCGAAUCCGGCAGGUCGAUGUGGCCGCUCCUUGGCAACAGCACGCUUUUUGGCCAAACGCCAUCGCCUUUUGGCACGCAGGCAGCGACACUGAGCGCUGUAUAGCUACGCGCAUGAGCGAGUAGUGGAGAAUUGAUAUAGCAGCUCUUUCGAUGACUAUUUUCUAAAUAUAUAUUUUGUUUAUGCCAUAUUAUGUAAUAA
Messenger RNA from Zeugodacus cucurbitae (melon fly), 1089 nucleotides. Its product is annotated as glycine, alanine and asparagine-rich protein. Lineage: Eukaryota; Metazoa; Arthropoda; Insecta; Diptera; Tephritidae. The transcript is spliced from 2 exons. Bases 125 to 982 code for a protein of 285 amino acids. The record is from RefSeq and is a predicted model, not a curated record.